AACAACAUAAUGCAUAUUCAUAGAAUUCCCACGGUGUGCUAAAAAAUCUGCACAGCUUCGUUAACUUUUGAUAUUUUACUAACUUUAUCCAAAAUGGAAGAAUUAUCCUGGACCAAUGUGCAUUCCCAGGAUAUUCAAAUCGAAGCUGAGUCGUUCUGGAGAGCAAUUGACAUUUGGUGGCUGAAACCACAGGUUAUUAAUCGUCGAAUCUCGGCAUCAGUAGAGCAGCACAAAAUCAGCGGACUCUCAGAAAGCACUGCGGCCGGAUCUCUGGCGGAGCUGUCACGAGUAACGCCUGCUGUUCGGCUUCACGAGCAAUGGCUUUUUAGUCUGUUGAACGAUCUGAAGCAUCUCACUUCCCAAGAAGAAAACACAACUUCGAUUUCUUUUGAAAAAUGUAUAGAUCAUCAUGUCUCUCUUCUCGAGGAGUCUAAGAAUGAGACUAUGUCAAAUAACCAAGUUUCAAAAUGUGAAUCAGGCAGUGUCGGUGAAGAAAAAGUUACAGAACAAGUGGCUGAAAUCGUCACAGACAAUCACACAGGAGAAAUGGAAAAUGAAGAAUCAUUGUUACUAGAUAAAAGCAAGAUGUGUGUGAUUUGCAUUAGGAAGCUGUUGCCAAGAAGGGCCUCAGAUGCUGUUGUCCAUGAAGUAGGGAUAUUUGAUCAUGAGAGAAAUGAAGCAACCUUUACUUUGCUUGAAUGUGGCAGCAAAGAAGCCAAAUUCCCAUCCUACAAAUUUUCCUUCCAGUGCAGUAGAAUAUCUCUCCAUGUUGAUGACAACUACAAAUCUGCUCCAUAUUCCUCAUCUAUACCCUCCAUUGAAUGGCUAGGAAAUACUCUUGCCCCCAAACUCACCAAAUGGGCAAGUGAGAUCGUAGGAUCCGGUCAGGUUGUGGUGGUGAAACCUUUGGUACCGAUGGACAGGUAUACUGAACUCUACAGGGAGAUGAAACAGAAGUAUGGCACUGAGUUUGUCAAGAUUUGGCCAGAGAAUACAGACCCUCAAAAGUUUGUGUAUGAGGAUGUUGCCAUAGCAACUUACUUGAUCCUUCUCUUUGAAGAGGAGAGAAAGGAGACUGGUGAUGACAAGAAGCAGUCCUACGUCGACCUAGGAUGUGGGAAUGGUCUUCUGGUGCACAUACUGAACAGUGAGGGGUACCCAGGCAAAGGCAUUGACCUGCGAAGGCGGAAGAUCUGGAGUCUCUACGGCCCUGAAACCCACCUUGAGGAAAGCACCAUCAUCGCUUCCAUGGAAACGUCUUUCAAGGACACUGAUUGGUUGAUUGGUAAUCACUCUGAUGAGCUCACUCCCUGGAUCCCUGUCAUGGCAGCCAGGUCAUCGUACAAGACGCGUUACUUUGUUCUCCCAUGCUGCUUCCAUGACUUUGAUAGUAAGUUCGGUCAGAGGGUGGGGGGUGAGACCCAGUAUCGCACCUACCUCAACUUUGUCCGAGAAGCAGGAGAGAUGUGUGGCUUUGAGGUUGAAGAGGAUAAGAUGAGAAUACCUUCAACCAAAAAGAUCUGCCACGUUGGCAGGAGAAAGACCUAUGCUGCAGAAGAACAUCCACAAGUCUUGGCAAGAAUGGAGGAGUAUGUUGCUUGUCGAUGCAGGAAAUCAGCGUGCCAUAAAAGAAAAUCCCACCUUAUCGAUUCAGUCCGGGACUCUGAAUCCAGUAGAAUUUGUCCUGUUUCAUCGCUUGAGACAGGAAUUGGUGCUGACUCAGCAGAGAGUACAGCAUGUGACUGUAAGGAUACAGAAUGCACUCACAAGAGAGAAUUGACCAGCUCUGACAGCAGCUCAACUGAAGGACAGUGCCUGGGAGGGGAGGGGGACACCGACAAGAACUUGGCGCCCAACUUCAAGCCACGAGCGGUGGAGGAGAGAGUGAAGAACUGCUCCAGAGUUGAGAGGUCAUUGAAAGAUCGCAUCACUUUGGAGGUUGCCUGGGCGAUACUGGAGGAUGGUGGGGUGAGGAGGACGAGCAAGGAUGGAGAUGAAGUUCAAGGAGGUGGUGGCGUCCAGGAUGACACUGGGAGGAGCUCAAAGAUGCCUAAACUGUGGAGACGAGGAGGUUCUAUAGGUCUGGGUGAUGCUGCGAAGCUCUUUGAUGGCCCUACCCUCAAGAACUUAAAGAGCGAGUGCGGAGGACUCAAAACCCUGCUCAAGAACUACAAUCCAGUAUUUGAGAUUAUUAAGAGCAAGGUCUCCCUGAAGGACUGGUCUCAGUUACCUUCAUCUGAUGCAACGGACCCGGUAUCAUCCAGCGGCAGUUCAUCCAGAACAGCAUCGCGGCAGUCAGAGAAGAAAGACAGAGAGAGACAGCAGCUCUACAAGACCAAGCUGUGCUGGUUUCACGAGCACCAUCCAGACAGCUGCCCAAGAAUGGCAGAAGCCUGUCCGUUUGCCCAUGGACAAGUGGAGCUCAGAAGCAGGCCAACGUUUGGAAAAGCCCCUGUGAUAUAAGAAACUAUUUCUGCAAGAGGACAAAUUACAACAAUAUACAUGAUGUGCAGUUAACAACUAGAUUUUUCAUACCCCUUGUAAAUUUGAUGUUUGUUGUUGUUGUGUUUUUCUUAACUCCAGAUCAAAAGGUGGACUGGUUAAAUGUGGGCUUUUGUUGAAUACAUUUAGAUGUAAGUUUUAAUAUGUCACAUUCUCAUGAAACAUAAAUUGGGACAACCAAUUUUUUUUUAAUUGCAAAAAUUAUUAAGGAUAUAAAUAAUUUAUUUGUUAACUGUAUAUUGUUAGAAGACAUAAAAUUGUCUCCAAAAACAAUUGAGAUAUAUUCAAAAGUUUAAUGAUUAAAAUGCAUAAAGGAGGGGGGGGGGUGAUUUUAUAUCUAAGGCCAGUACAGAAGUAAACUUGGAGAAGACUUCAUUAGCCCAAAUUUUAUGUGAUGCACUGACUAGUCUAGUCACUAAUUGUAUUUACAUUUUAACAAGUGUGCAAUCUCUGUAUCAACUUGCCAUGUUUCUUUCCAGACUAGCUAUGUCUAAAGCUCAUAUUUCAAUUAUGCCAUUAUUUGACAUACCUGUAAAAGCGUAAAACUCUAAAACACACAGUGCAAAAGGUUAUUGGUGGUUGGUCCCUUUAAGAAGGCCAAAGUCAAAUAUCAUGCUUAGGUUUUGAGUUGGUUGUCACCACUUCACAAACUAGUAAAAGCAUACCUUGUUUAUUUGUAAGAUGAUUGGAAAAUUGCAGCAUACAGGCCACAUGAGUUCUACACACACUUAUUGUUUCUCAGACUAUCAUUCAAAACAAAGAAAAAUAUUUGUUGAACUGAUUUGAUCAUGCUUUGUUGUAUUAAUUUUAGUUUUUAUAGAAGACAUAGAUCUUGAAAUUGUAAUGUUUUAAAGACACAUAUAAGUGGGCUUUCAUGGGGAAAUUUUAUGAUCAACAAGCUUUAUGUAUUAAAUACUCAGUGUUUUCCCCACAUAGUUAAGUCCUUAUCUGACAUUUGCACCACCAUAAGACUCUCUGAAACACAAGGGGGUAUUUCUUGUUUGGCCUACAGGUUUGGUGUGUGCAGACUUGUACACCCAUGAAAUGGUAUUUCCACCAAGACUGGUGUCGGUGAAUUAUGACCUACACAUGGAAACUGACGAUCCCCUUCACUUUUAAACAUUGAUUUAGUAUUUAUGUCAAAACUUGUGCUGCAGAUGAAAACAUGGAAGAAUGUUUUGUGACUUCCCUCAAUUCUUUUGCUUGAUCUGUCUUCCACUUGUACAUGUAUGUUAUACUUCAGUUUUUAAACAAAAAGUAUGAAUGAUGUUUCCAUACACAGAGAUUUCCUACUAUUAAAAGGAACUGCUACUUGUAAUACUUGAUC
Molecule: messenger RNA, 3829 nt
Organism: Strongylocentrotus purpuratus (purple sea urchin)
Lineage: Eukaryota; Metazoa; Echinodermata; Echinoidea; Camarodonta; Strongylocentrotidae
Gene: trmt44
Product: probable tRNA (uracil-O(2)-)-methyltransferase
Exons: 9
Coding region: 94-2463 (789 amino acids)
Biological process (GO): tRNA methylation
Molecular function (GO): tRNA (uridine) methyltransferase activity; metal ion binding
Source: RefSeq, a predicted model, not a curated record